ACCUUCCAUCAUUCAUCCAUCACUGGGACACCAGAGACCAGAAUAUGGAUCCCAUGGAGAACAGCACCUAUGAUUAUCCUGACUAUUCUGGAACCCUGGAUCCCAACAUCUUUGUGGACAACCAUUCCGACAAGCUGAAACCUCUGGACAUCGUGGCCUUGUCCAUCUAUGCAAUGGUGUUCUUGGUGGGAGUGCCGGGCAAUGCCCUGGUGGUAUGGGUGACAGCCUUUGAAGCCAGGCGGGCGGUCAAUGCCAUCUGGUUCCUCAACCUGGCGGUAGCUGACUUCCUCUCUUGCCUGGCGCUGCCCAUCCUGUUCACCUCCAUCAUUCAGUACAACCACUGGCCCUUUGGGGAGACCGCCUGCCGCGUGCUGCCGUCCCUCAUCCUGUUCAACAUGUAUGCCAGCAUCCUGCUGCUGGCCGCCAUCAGCGCCGACCGCUUUGUGCUGGUGUUUAACCCUGUCUGGUGCCAGAACUUCCGAGCCACUGGCUUGGCCUGGGUGGCCUGCAGUGUGGCCUGGGGCCUGGCUCUGCUGCUGACCAUACCCUCCUUCCUGUACCGCGUGGUGCACAAAGAUCACUUCUCCUCCAAGACGACGUGUGGCACUGACUAUGGCCGAGGCAGGAGGCACACAGAACGUGCCGUGGCCAUCGUCCGGCUGGUUGUGGGCUUCGUGUGGCCGCUUCUCACCCUCACUAUCUGUUAUACCUUCCUUCUGCUCCGGACAUGGAGCCGUAGGGCCACACGGUCCACCAAGACGCUCAAGGUGGUGGUGGUAGUAGUGACCUCCUUCUUUGUCUUUUGGCUGCCCUACCAGGUGACAGGGAUGAUGAUGGCUUUGCUUACCCCAGACUCAUCCCUCUUUAAGAAGGUGAGCAAAGUGGACACCCUGUGCAUCGCCUUUGCCUAUGUCAACUGCUGCAUCAACCCCAUUAUCUACGUGGUGGCUGGCCAGGGCUUCCAGGGCCGACUGCGCAAAUCCCUGCCCAGCUUGCUUCGGAACGUGCUGACUGAUGAAUCCGUGGCGAGGGAGAGCAAGUCUUUCACACGUUCCACAGUGGACACCUCAACUGAGAAGUGCCAAGCUGUGUGAGGGGAGGACUCCUAGGUCACCAUGGCCCAUGUCCCCCUUCCUUUGUGGCCACUCUUGCUCAGCUUGUUUUAACUCUGCUCUCAAAAGGGUGCUGUCAUCUCCGUGAACUCUUCUUCAUUCUUCUUGUCUUUCUCAGAUUUGUGGCUCCUCUCCCAAGCUGACUGUCCUCAUCCUUCCUCACUUGCUUUUAGGGAGCCCUGACCUGUCUCUUCAUCCUAGAUUUUUGAAGGAAACAAACAGAAGCUAAUGUAUCUUUAGUGUCCCAGAGGGCAAUAUGUGUCUGCGUGUGUGUGUUGUGUGAACAGAGGACAUUCAAAUGCUUGCAAAUAGAAACAGUCUUAUCAAAAAACCCCAGUUAUAUAUUUAUUUAAUGGAGAGUUGGAAAAAUGUAACUGGCAGCUCAAAAGUUAUAUUCUCCUUUAAUACAAAACAAAAGUACCCGGAGCUAUCUAAGCUCUUAUAAGUGAGUUGAUUUAAAGAGAAAUAUUAAAUUAAAA
Molecule: messenger RNA, 1591 nt
Organism: Otolemur garnettii (small-eared galago)
Lineage: Eukaryota; Metazoa; Chordata; Mammalia; Primates; Galagidae
Gene: C5AR1
Product: complement C5a receptor 1
Exons: 2
Coding region: 45-1094 (349 amino acids)
Biological process (GO): phospholipase C-activating G protein-coupled receptor signaling pathway; chemotaxis; positive regulation of cytosolic calcium ion concentration
Cellular component (GO): plasma membrane
Molecular function (GO): complement component C5a receptor activity; G protein-coupled receptor activity
Source: RefSeq, a predicted model, not a curated record